Molecule: messenger RNA, 3526 nt
Organism: Klebsormidium nitens
Lineage: Eukaryota; Viridiplantae; Streptophyta; Klebsormidiophyceae; Klebsormidiales; Klebsormidiaceae
Source: the annotation of a GenBank genome assembly
GCCAAUUCAGACCAUCCUGCGGCGUCUCGUUGCAUGCAACAUUGUCAUCAUCAUGGAAGCCAGGUAUUGCGAUGGUCAUGUUGUGGUUGCAGAAGAGAAUGAGUGAACGGGACUCCUGCGCUUCAUGCUGCGUUUGGCAUGUUAUUGUUGAGGUUUCAGAUCAGGGGCUUUCCUGCUGCACGAAGAUGUAAAGAUGUCAGUGCGGAAUCAAGAAUAUCAGAUUAGGGUUUCACUUAAGAUGGGCAGGGCAGGCCGUCAGGGUUCGCAGAGUAGACGCUUCAAUUGUGCGUCGCUAAUUUGAUAUCCAGGCAAUGGUGGGGGCAGCCCAUCCAGAAGUUGGUGAACAGAGAGAACCGAGAAAGCGACCGGUAAGAUGGGCAGGUUUGGGGGCCAGCAUUGCCAAUGAGAGGGCAAAGUGUUGCGCAAAAGGAGGCAGACAUCAACAUCAAUGCGAACACAAGUUGCCCUUUCCAUAGCCAGCAUUACAGUUUAGUGUAGUGUAUGAUUGGACGUACAACCAAAUGCUAUGGCCGCAUGUCAGUGCCCCAGUCCCCUGUCCUCAGAUAACUAUGCUUGAGGCAUCUCGUUUGGCAGAACAGAUACGCAAUGGGGCAAAAAGAAGCCCCCCUCAGUCCCCGCUCCCCUCGGUUGCUGAGCCCACGGAUGCGCAGCCCGCGCAAGGGCGUGCGUCAACGAGCGGCUGCGCUGCUUUUGCCCCUUAUGGGCCUCAUUGGGAUGACAGUGAUCUUGUCGGGGAGCAACCUGCUGAAUCAAACACGGGUCUCCAUCGACCGCCUUGCCAAUGACCCCCACUCUGCAAUAAGGCUCGCAGUGGCGGAAAGUGGAUGCAAGGGGGAGGGGGACAGCGGGGGGGGGUGUCGGCAGGCGCAGUACGAUGCAAGCCUGAUUCAAGAUGGGGACACGGAGGUGCGGCUGCGGGAACUAGGCGUGAGGGACGAGCAGAACGGCAGCCGGCGGGAGGUGUGGGAGCAGUUCCGGCAGCUCAGCGAGGAAGAGAAGCGGAUGCCGUUUGAGAAUGCGGGCUUGCUCAUGGACGGAGAUGCGUACGUGUUUGCGCUCAGGCUGCAGUCAGAGGAGCUCGGGGCAACAGGGAAUGGAACGAGUACAGAGGAGAAAGACGGGACAGCGUUGAGCGAAACGGGUAUUACUGUGUGCACACCCCCAGGGGUCAUAGAGGGGAGUGGAAACGGAACGGGGAACUCCAGUGCAGGAGUGACUGCCAGCUGCAGUGUGACUGUCACCGUUUCUUCUCCAACCUUCGAGGAGAGCAGUGCGGUUGCAGAUGGGACGUCGUCCCCUCUGACUGCAAAACGCAUCUCGCGCCUCAGCCGGUGGUAUCGCUGGAAUGAAACCGCCCCCGAGGUGACCGUCAAUCUCUAUGGGCGGGCGUUAAGUGGCAGUGUGAAUGCGUCCGGAGCAGCGGCAGAGACCGAAGAGCAGGAGGACGGGAGCCCAGGAGCACUGCCGCUGUGGUCCCUAGGGAUUGCCGAGCUGGAGAAAGGGGGGGAGAAUGGGACGUGGCUCGAGCUGGCGACGCCAAGUGGGGAUGCCUGGAUACGAAUCUACAGGGCGUGGCUGACCCGGGACCGAUUCCUGGGCCUCUUCUCCCUCCUCUUCCUCGCCCUCCACUCCAACGGCACCGCCGCCGCCCUCGUGCCCCCCUCUUUCCUAUGCCAGGUCGGGCGCAACACCGCCCGUAUGACCGCAACCUCUCCGGCGGGGGGCAACAGCUCUCUGCUUCUGCUACACUGCCCCCUCGCCCCAACGUUCAGCGACCAGCUGAAACAAGCGCGCCCCGACUCGCGGGGAGACGCGCAGUGGAGGCCCAAUACCGUGCUGCUUGAACCGGCCACGCUGCUGCCCGUGACACUCAGCCUGCUGGACAGUGUAGAAACAGACGGUAGUGUCAACGGGCUGCCCACGAGCUCGGACGGAAACGUCGCCCGCUCUAGUUUCACGCUGAAGCCGCUCGCGAGCCUAGUGCGGCAGCCGCGGUUCCAGCUGGCGGCGUGCGUGGGGCCGAUUAACGCCACAGUCUCACGCGCAGAGUGGGUCGAGUCUGUGGAGUACCACGUGGGUGUCAUCGGCGUCGAGCACUUGUUUGUGUACAUGCCAGCUGGCGAGAGAAAUGUGUUGCAAGAUUACGAGCGGGAAAAGCUGGUUACGGUGGUGCCAUGGGAGGCGUCUGAAGUGCCCAGCGGAAACGGAAGCAGCGCGCGGGACUGGCGGAGUUUGGCGCGGAACCAGUGCCUGUGGCACACCCGGGGGCUCGCGCACUGGACCCUCUUCCUGGACGGGCCCACCGCGCAUGUACAGAUUGGAGCGCAGUACGGGCACAGCUUCGGCAACUGGAGCGCGGCGCUGAGCGAUGACGUGGCGAUCGUGGAGCUGCCCACGUUCUGGAACACGAUGCCUCUCAACUCGUCCGCGCUGCCCGGCAACCACUCCCUGCUCUUCCAGCAAUGCACGUGGCCGCUUUCCGCAGCGCCAGCUGGCGCAGCCGAGGCGCGCAUGCUGAUCGCGGCCGGCAGCAAGGUCCGAUACAUCGGUCUGUCGCCCGACCUGGAUCAGGUGACCCCGGGGGAGCAGCUGCAGCACAGAGAAGCGCCCGGGGAAGAGAUCGCCGUGCAGGCAUGUGACCGGGAGAUGAGGAGAUUGCGGACGGGGGCAGUGAACGAAAGUGCGGCUCUGGAUUCCCGUGUGUUGGGUUUGAAAGGGGGCGAGAGGGUGCCAAGAAGCAAGAGGCGGGAAGAUUCCGGGGUUGUGAGGAUAAGCCCCGGGGAGCUUAGCAAGGAGGUGGUGCGGCGACUAGAAAGGCGGGUUGAGCAGCGGAUGCUCGCCGUGUUGGAGUCGGAGGACAGCGCCGGGCCGUUGGAGCUGCAGUUGGAAAGUCGCGAAACGAGAGCACUGCGGUGACGCUUUGGUCCCUUUGAAGAGUAGCCGCAUAUCCUCCGCCUACAGCGCUCUUCGCACCAACAGUGGCUUCGAAGUCUUGUAUCCGCCUAGGUCGGGUACGCACAGAUUGAGUCUGCGAGUUGUUGCGGCCUAGUGCGGCAAUUUGCUUCAAUCUGCAGAUCCUCGGCCGCGGCACGUGGCUCAGGAUGUGGGACACUAUGACUACAUGACCUCACACCGCAGCAGGCGGCGCAAAGAGGAGUGCUCGACAUGUACCCAAUAACUCAUGGAAACGAGCGGCAAGUUUGAAAGACGUUCCAAAAAUUGGGGAAAGCUGCAAAUAAAGGCGAAGCUGGGUAAAGGGAUUGGUGCGCGUCUGGGGUCAGUUGAGUGACCUGUCGCCUGACUGUACAGCUCAUGUGCGCCAGCUAUUGAUCAAAAGCUGUCCCAGGCGCAACUGCAGGGCCGCGCAGCUGCAUACGUCCAGAAGCCUCGUUUUGUCAAUCACUGCUUGAUUAUUGGCGGCCGCCAACAUAGGUUUCUGAAUAUAAUCACAUCUACUUGUCAUCGAUCGAUCAGGGAGCCCGGAGGGGUAUCAGUGACUGCAGGG